Molecule: messenger RNA, 2086 nt
Organism: Leguminivora glycinivorella
Lineage: Eukaryota; Metazoa; Arthropoda; Insecta; Lepidoptera; Tortricidae
Gene: bisc
Product: TM2 domain-containing protein CG10795
Exons: 3
Coding region: 166-750 (194 amino acids)
Source: RefSeq, a predicted model, not a curated record
CUGAAAGCUGUAAAUAAAAGUUGUAAUCCUUCUAUAAAAUUAAAUUAAAUACAUUAAUGUAAUUGAUAAUUUGUAGUAAUGUAGUAUAGCAUCUUUAAAAAUGUUGCUAUAAAAGUGUAGUGUUAUGAAUAUACAAAAUUUCUCCUAUAUGUCGUAAUAUCAACUAUGUCGACAAAACAUUUCACCUUAGUAUGUUUACUAUGUAUCUCGUCAACUCUGGGUUCAGACGAGCCGAAAGAGUUCGUGGUAGACUGUAGUACGUUAAGGUUAGGGCAGUACAUAUGUCCGGACCCGAGCAUAGACCAAAUAGACCCGGAUACACAGCAGUUUAGAGGAUGUUCUCCAGGGAAAGAUGUUCCUUCAGAAGGAGAGGCAGAUGUGUUAUGCAGAGCUGCUGAUGGAAUAAAAUGCGAAGGAACCUCAAACUCCACUUUCAAAAGAAAAAUGCCAUGCAAAUGGACCAACGGAUACUCGUUAGAGAUAGCACUGUUACUGUCCGUGUUCCUGGGAAUGUUCGGAUUGGACCGGUUCUAUCUUGGUUAUCCAGGCAUUGGACUGGCUAAGUUGUGUACGCUGGGAUUCAUGUUCUUGGGCCAGCUUCUGGAUAUUAUCCUUAUUGCUGCACAGGUUGUAGGCCCAUCAGACGGCUCAGCCUAUGUCAUCCCAUACUACGGAGCCGGUGUGACAGUAAUCCGGAGUGACAAUGAGACAUACCUCCUCCCGCAGACCGACUGGCACAACAUCACUUGACAGUGGGGCACCAUCUCUUUUGUCGAAGACGAGGACUAUGAGUGGACAUGAUUGUGGGAGUUCUAUUAUGUUGGUUAAAUUUAUUUGUGCCAAUUUCCACCAAAAGGGUACUUAAUUGUCAGUAGCCGGGUCCACACAGAGUGAGCGCCGCGAGGCAAUGUACUGAUGCGGCAAGCGUGCUUUGUAGACGUGCCUCGGCCGAGGCACUGUGCGCUAGUCGCCGACAAUCUGGUACCUUUUUGUUGGAAACUCAUUUCGUUUGUUCAAGUACCUUGGUGUGUUCUCAUUUGUCCUUACCAGGCAAACAUAGGAAUAAGUGUAAAUCACUCGGGGACACCUCAUGUACCAAUAAUAGCGGUGGUAACUUAGACAAAAGGGAAUAUACCAAAGCCAUGGUUAUAGUCUGGCACGGUCUUUCUCAAGACGUGAGGGCGAAAUCUAAUUACUGCUCAUUUGUUUUCAGUGAAAUUUCAGUUCUAAUUCUAAUUUAUCAGAAUUCAAAUUCGACUGAAAAUAGAAGCGUCGCGGCAAUUAGAAUAUGGACUAGACGAUUGAGAAUUACCGGGCAAAGCAAUUUAAAGCACAACUGACGCGUUUUUGAUCUCUUUUAUGAUUGGUAUAUUGUGAACUAAUUCCCACUUGUGCUAGCCCCAUAGUUCAGAGAUUAUUUAUGUAGGUAGCUUUUCAUCUCAAAAAAGAUACCUAAGAUCUAAUGUUACUUGCUGUGGUAUAUUUUUUGAGAUAAAGAUUUAUCAUUGGUGGCGGUUUUUGUAAGUCAUUAAUGUCAUGAUACCUACCUGGCGCAAAAGAAACUGCAAGUACUUUCUUAAAGCACAAUAGUACUUUAUUUUGCGCCAGAGGCCCAUUUCUCAAAGCAACAAGUUACAAUUUACAAGUGGUUGUCAAUGUCUAAAAUGACAAGUUGGAAAGAGACUUCCGCUUGUAACUUUUAGUUUUGAGAAAUGGGCUCCAGGACAUGACAAGUAAUUGCUGCAUGUCAAGAAGCCCUUAAAUUUUGUGAUAUGAACAGUUAGUUGGGUCCACACAGGGCGAGGCACGAGGCACGUCGCGAGGCAACGUGCAACGUGCUCGCGCGGCAAUGUUCAAUCUGAAAGUCUACAUCGCUUGUUUGCCGCGCCAGCUUGUUCUGUGUGGACUGGGCCAGUGGGUCAUAGGCAUGUACAUAAUUUAUAUGUAAGUAUCAGCCUUACAUGGCUUAAAUCCUAGUCCGUUUGUAUUAAAAAUUAUCAUUGUAAUAGGCAUAAAAUCUUUACUGGUAAUGUUCAUAACAUUGUUGCAUAUAGUGCAAUUUCAUUGUCAGCAUUCAUAAAUAUUU